AUGGCGGCCCCGACAAGCACGGCUGAGGGGCCGUUAGUAGGCGCAGUGGUUCAGGGGACCAAUUCUACCCGUUUUCUGGUUUUCUGUGCAAAAACAGCAGAACUGGUGAGUUUCCAUAGAGUGGAAUUAUCACAAGAGUACCCGCAAGAAGGAUGGGUGGAACAAGAUCCGAAGGGAAUUCUUCAGUCUGUCUAUGAAUGUAUAGAGAAAACGUGCCAGAAACUUGACCAAUCUGUAGCCAAUAUAAAAGCUAUUGGUAUCAGCAAUCAGAGGGAAACCACUGUAGUCUGGGACAAGUUCUCUGGAGAGCCUCUAUAUAAUGCUAUUUUAUGGCUUGAUCUGAGAACCCAGGGGACUGUUCAGACUUUUGGUAGGAAAAUUCCAGGUAAUAACAACUUUGUCAGAUCCAAGACGGGCCUUCCACUUAGCACUAACUUCAGUGCGCUGAAACUUCGUUGGCUUAUUGACAACGUUAAACAAGUGCAGAAUGCUGUGGAAGAAGAAAGAGCAUUUUUUGGCACCAUUGAUUCGUGGCUUAUCUGGAAUAUGACGGGCGGAACAAAUGGUGGCAUUCAUUGCACAGACGUAACAAAUGCAAGUAGAACGAUGCUCUUCAACAUCCACACCUUGGCCUGGGACAAAGAGCUCUGUAACUUUUUUGAUAUUCCCAUGCACAUUCUACCAAGCACAUGCAGUUCUUCUGAGAUCUAUGGCCUGAUAAAAGGGGGUGCCCUGGAUGGUCUGCCAAUAUCCGGGUGUUUGGGAGACCAGUCUGCAGCAUUAGUAGGACAAAUGUGCUUCCAGGAAGGACAAGCCAAAAACACAUAUGGAACAGGCUGUUUCUUACUAUGUAAUACUGGUCAAAGGUGUGUCUUUUCUGAGCACGGCCUUCUGACAACCGUGGGUUACAAACUAGGCAAGGAAAAACCUGUAUUUUAUGCAUUGGAAGGAUCUGUUGCUAUAGCCGGUGCUCUUGUUCGCUGGUUAAAAGACAAUCUUGGAAUCAUAAAGGCCCCAGAAGAAAUCGAUGGUCUUGCUGAAAUGGCAGGUACUUCCUAUGGCUGCUACUUUGUCCCAGCAUUUUCAGGUUUAUACGCACCUUAUUGGGAAGCAAGUGCAAGAGGGAUGCUAUGCGGUCUCACUCAGUUCACCAAUAAAAGCCACAUUGCUUUUGCUGCAUUAGAAGCCAUUUGCUUCCAAACUCGAGAGAUCGUGGAUGCCAUGAACCAUGACUACGGAGUUCCACUCACUCAUUUGCGAGCAGAUGGAGGAAUGACUAACAGUAAAGUCCUUAUGCAACUACAAGCGGACAUUCUCCAUAUUCCAAUAUUAAAGUCCAAUUUGUCGGAUGCCUCUGCAUUGGGAACUGCCAUGGCAGCAGGAUCUGCAGAAGGAGUGAAUGUUUGGACUGUGAAACCUGAGGAGUUAAUGGAUAUGAAUGUCGAACAGAUUGAACCAGAAAUGCAGGCUGAAGACAGUGAAACUCGUUUUUCUACAUGGAAGAAAGCCGUGCUUAAAUCAAUGGGGUGGGUUACAGCUCCACUUCCCGAAGGUGGUGAUGGUUCUGUCUUCUCUAGUUUACCUUUGGGGUUUUUUAUAGUGAGUAGCAUGAUAAUGUUGAUUGCAGCAAGACAUGGCACGGGUUUGUGA
This is a messenger RNA of Suncus etruscus (white-toothed pygmy shrew), 1650 nucleotides long. It is a transcript of the gene GK2, whose product is annotated as glycerol kinase 2. Gene Ontology annotation, cellular component: mitochondrion. NCBI's taxonomy places the organism in Eukaryota, Metazoa, Chordata, Mammalia, Eulipotyphla, Soricidae. Gene Ontology annotation, molecular function: glycerol kinase activity. Bases 1 to 1650 code for a protein of 549 amino acids. The transcript has a single exon. Gene Ontology annotation, biological process: glycerol metabolic process; glycerol-3-phosphate biosynthetic process; triglyceride metabolic process. The record is from RefSeq and is a predicted model, not a curated record.